CCCUUGCAGGCGGGGCAGUUGCGAGCCCAGCGGUUUCCAGACCCGCCGGGCGGAGGGUCUGGGCCUUGCAGGUUCCGAGUCCUGCGGGGCGGCCCGGCCCGUCCCGGAGCCCGGCGUCCGCCUCCCGCGGCGCCUCGAAGGGGCCCGAGCUGAACCCCGCCUUCCUCCCGGAGCAGAAACCCGACCGGGUCCCCAACGGAAUCCCCGAGCGGACGGCGCCCGUGCGGGCUUCCCGGGCCCCUUAGAUGACCUUCUCGUCCCGCUGACCCCGAGCGUCCGAGCGUCCGUCCGAGCGUCCGUCGACAUGAACCCCGUGGUCGUGGUCCACGGGGGCGGGGCCAGCCACAUCGCCAAGGACCGCAAGGAGAUGGUGCGCCAGGGCGUGCUCCGCGCCGCCACCGCGGGCUACAGCGUCCUGCAGGCGGGGGGCAGCGCGGUGGACGCGGUGGAGAGCGCGGUGGCCGUGCUGGAGGACGACCCCGAGUUCAACGCAGGUUGUGGAUCCGUCUUGAAUGUAAACGGGGACGUGGAAAUGGAUGCCAGUAUCAUGAACGGAAAAGACCUGUCUUCGGGCGCCGUGUCUGCCGUCCGAUGUAUCGCGAACCCCAUCAAGCUGGCGCGGCUUGUGAUGGAGAAGACGCCUCACUGCUUCCUGACGGACCGGGGUGCCGCAGAAUUUGCCGCCGCCAUGGGGAUCCGAGCGGUUCCCCGGGAGCAGCUGGUCACAGAGAGGAACAGGAAACGCCUCGAGAAAGAGAAGCGCGGGAAAGACGCUCAGAAACCGGAACCCCAAAAAAACCUGGGCACCGUGGGUGCUGUCGCCCUGGACUCCAAAGGAGACGUGGCCUAUGCCACCUCGACGGGGGGCAUCGUGAACAAAAUGGUCGGCCGCGUCGGGGACACGCCCUGUAUAGGUCGAACCCAUCUUUUCCUCGGAGCAGGAUGCGGGGGCUACGCGGACAAUGACAUCGGGGCCAUUUCAACCACGGGGCACGGGGAGAGCAUCCUGAAGGUGAAUCUGGCCAGGCUCACUCUCUUCCACGUGGAGCAAGGAAAGACCUUGGAGGAGGCCGCUGAGGUGUCACUGGGUUACAUGAAGUCAAAGCUCAAGGGACUAGGGGGGGUCAUCUUGGUCAACAAAGCGGGAGACUGGGCGGUCAAGUGGACCUCGGAGUCCAUGCCCUGGGCGGCCGCCCAGGCCGGCAAGCUGCACUUCGGCAUUGACCUCAACACGACCAGUAUCACCGACUUGAUCUGAGCCCGCUCCCCUCCCCCCCAGCCCGGCCCGCCCCCCAAGACUGUAUUCCAGGUGCCAGCCUGCAGGUAAAGUACAGUUUCCUGGCGUGGAGACUUAGCUUAAGCAAUUAGAGCUAAAAAAUGGGAAAACUCU
This is a messenger RNA of Eptesicus fuscus (big brown bat), 1390 nucleotides long. RefSeq names its product asparaginase and isoaspartyl peptidase 1 (gene ASRGL1). Lineage: Eukaryota; Metazoa; Chordata; Mammalia; Chiroptera; Vespertilionidae. The record is from RefSeq and is a predicted model, not a curated record. The coding region runs from base 305 to 1258 and encodes 317 amino acids. The transcript is spliced from 7 exons. Gene Ontology annotation, molecular function: asparaginase activity.